This is a messenger RNA of Scaptodrosophila lebanonensis, 858 nucleotides long. RefSeq lists its product as uncharacterized. The record is from RefSeq and is a predicted model, not a curated record. The transcript has a single exon. NCBI's taxonomy places the organism in Eukaryota, Metazoa, Arthropoda, Insecta, Diptera, Drosophilidae. The coding region runs from base 44 to 730 and encodes 228 amino acids.
AAAGUUUUAGGAAAAAAAAAAUUGUAAUUUUUACUUCUUCAUUAUGCGAAUCGUGCCAAAAUCUUUUGUAUGUCCUCUUGGCGACUGCAAGAAGGUUGUGCAGCCCUCGGAUCUUUUGCGUCACGUAUUAACUGCGCAUAUGGGAAGCGCUGGAAGUCGCACUGUACUGGAGAUACCGCUUCGGUUCCGUGAGGUAUUUCGAGGUCAGUCGACGCUGAUGCACCUGCCCUACAAUCGCAUGAAACUGGAUACAGACGAGUGCUUGGCCGUUCUCAAUUACGCCGGCGAUGAGCAACAGCAGCCUCAGACAAUGCCCGGUUUCUGUGGGCUGACGGCACCCCAACGCAAUCUUCCGCGUCUGCAACAGGUCUACAGCCAUCAUCUGCCCAUACUCGUGAUGGCCUGCAAGACUACGUGGCAAGCGGUGCUCUCUAAUAUGCCCGCACGGCCCGAGGAUGUGUGCUACAACGACGAUAAUUAUGUGAUUUUACUGUGGCUGCUAUCUCCACCGACGACGACUCCGUGCCAUGCCACGAUGAGUGUCCUGAAUAGCGCAUUAAGGUGCGGCCUCCGAAAGAGACGAGAAGUCCGAGACUUUUCCACACGCAUGGCCAUCGAUCAGUUCAUAUUGGGCUACGAUCCACACUACUGUAUCCUGUCGCAGGGCGAACUGAGGGAGCUGUGCGGCUCUCACUCGGCAUUCAUUGAGGUGGUCAUCCAUGGGGCAUAGUGGCUACAAAGUUCAAAACACAUCUAGAUUGUGUCCCGGUCAGUUCAAAACAUUGCACACACUUUGUAAACUUUGUUGCAUUUAAUAUUUCAAAAUUUAUGCAAAUUACACAAAUUUCUAUCAUCGAA